AUGAGCCCAACGCAGCAACGGAACGAUUUGAGUCGCGAAUUUCUUCACAAUGUCUAUGGAGUGGACCCGGAUACGUUUGGGUAUAUUGGGCCGGUGUAUAUCUGGCCGGACAGCACUGGAACUCCGCGGUAUCUAUGGAAAAACAUCUUUGGCGCGGGCGGAUUGCUUUUAAUUCUUAUCGUACUAUAUUCUGGUGUCUGCUGCUUUGGUACCUUUGUGGUGAAAUCUCUGGUGAGCAAGUCGACGAAGCGGAUGCACUUUCAGAUGUUGCGGCUGCUGUUGAUUCAGGCAAUCGUCCCGCUAAUUUUUGAGUAUAUGCCAUGUAUGAUGACGGUGUACGGCGGCUUCCUAGGCCUGCCGCCUGCCCUCUGCGAUCUCUACUCUCUAUUUUCGCCCGUCUUCAUCUCGGCCUAUGCGCCGAUGGAGGCCUUUGUGACUAUUAUUGGGUUUCCGGUGUAUCGCCGCCGAAUAUCGAGAGGAAUCCGCCCGAAGGCCGUAACCCCUCAAACGACCCAAAUGACAUCGACAGUUGGAGUCAAACCGAAAUCUACCGCCGAGUCUGACUCACACUCUCACCAUCAU
Molecule: messenger RNA, 582 nt
Organism: Mesorhabditis spiculigera
Lineage: Eukaryota; Metazoa; Nematoda; Chromadorea; Rhabditida; Rhabditidae
Source: the annotation of a GenBank genome assembly